This is a messenger RNA of Phytophthora infestans T30-4, 570 nucleotides long. RefSeq lists its product as uncharacterized. The record is from RefSeq and is a predicted model, not a curated record. The coding region runs from base 1 to 570 and encodes 189 amino acids. The transcript is spliced from 4 exons. Lineage: Eukaryota; Oomycota; Peronosporomycetes; Peronosporales; Peronosporaceae.
AUGACUGCCCCUCCAACAGCGAGUCUAGGCACCGGAGUGGCCGACCGCGACAACCCGCUCACUAUCGGGGAAACAGAACCACGGACGCCGAUAGCUGAGCCAGACGCAGAACCAGCCCCGUCAAUUACCACAGCAAGCCUCAAGAGUGGGUUUCAGGGAAAGCCAGAGAAAGGUGCAGGCGAUGUCAAGAGACCGCGUUUGCUAGAUCAUGCUCCUGUGCUUGUAUCCAAGUCAAAAGCAGCGAGAUCAAAAGAGGCUUUAAUGGCUUUCUACCUGGGCCGAGCGAAGCAAAUGGAAGCGAAGCACAAAGAGAAAGUAGUCUCGCCUACACAGCUGGCUUUCGGGGAGCAAAAUCGGGCUGUACGUAUUUCCAUUCUAGGACAUCCAGGCGUGAAGACGCAGAAAUCGGCGAUAGUUGAGGGAUCGGAAUGGGCUCCGGUGGAACUUCUUCAUAAUCUCGGAAGUGGAGCUCAGACAACGGGGAAGCCGGAUAAUGACCGAACAGUAGCGGUGAGCCAAGACUGGAACAAACUCGUGGCGAAUAAGACUCGUUUUCUAAGGAAGAAUUGA